AUGGAUAACAAUGACGGACUUUCGGUUGUCCCAACAACGAAUAUCGACGAUACUAAGCCCCCUGGUUCUCAACAAUCGAUUACGCUUUCUGGAUCAAGUGGAACUUCGACUUUGGCUUCUAAAAAUAAUGUUCAACUCCAAUCGCCCGGGAGUGCAGCUUAUGGUGGAUUUCAUUCUUUUGACGUCGCUUCAACUUCCCACGCUGAGAACAUGCAAUCAUCAGGAAAUCCAGGUAUGGGUUCUCAUUCACAUACUAACUUUGGCAUGAACGCUAAUUCAGUGGCUUAUCAGCCUAGAGCAAAAUUACCUAAACUAGUGUUACCGAAAUUUAGAGGAGAAAUUACGCAAUGGCAAGGUUUCUGGGACAGCUUUAACAGCGCCAUACACGCCAAUCCUCAUUUGAGUUUAAUCGACAAAUUUAAUCACUUGCAUUCACUGUUGGAGGGACAGGCAGCAAGAGCGAUUCAAGGGCUAACUAGAACUGAGGCCAACUACAAGUCUGCCAUCGAGAUAUUACACAAACGCUUCGGCAGAGUGCAGAACAUAAUAUCGACUCAUAUGGAUGAAAUGCUUAAAAUUCCAGCAUGUACUAGCGAUAAAGCGGCCCAACUUCGUCUCGUUUAUGACAAAAUCAGCAUUAACAUAAGAGGUUUGGAAUCGUUGGGUGUAAGUUCUCACCAGUAUGGGAGUUUAUUGAUUCCUGUGAUCAUGUCAAAGCUACCUCAUGAAAUUAGAAUUCAAGUAGCUAGAAAUACCGCGACGGAGGUGUGGGAGAUGUCCGACCUGUUAGAAGUGAUCCGUCAGGAAGUUGAGGCACGCGAGAUUAGUGAAGGUGUGAAGACCAACGUGAGCCUUGAGAAACUCCACCCUAAUCAUCAUAAAACGCCGACCACAAAUGCGCUUUUGUCUCAAGAUGGCAAACGAUUUUCGUCUUCGGGAAAUCAAAUUAAAUGCGUUUAUUGUGGUGGAUUACAUUACUCUGCUUCAUGUGAAAAUGUGAGUGACCCUCUUGCUCGUUUCGAAAUCCUGAGAAAGAGUCGAAGAUGCUUCGUUUGUUUGAAACCUGAUCACCAUGGUGGCUCAUGCAAAAGGAACUGUCGACGAUGUCAGGGCCAUCAUCAUCAGUCGAUUUGCCGAAAAUUUGUGCCAAAGAACCCCGAUCACAGCCCCGAUACGUCUGGUUUGAACGAUCACAAUUCAAGGGAAGGACAAAACUCGACUCUUGUGAGUCACACCAGAGAACCAAUUACGAUUGAAAUAGACCACGCAACAAAACCUGAAGAAGGAAAUGAAACUCCAUCCUUGGGGAGCACUGUAACCGCAACGUCGACCGCGAGGGCCAAGGGGAGCAUUUUGUUACAAACUGCUACCGCGAUAGCUACAAACGAAGACCGAUCCAAGUCCAUUCCCGUACGAAUUUUGUUCGACAAUGGCAGCCAACGUUCAUACGUCACCGACCACAUCAAAGCGAAGCUGGGUUUAACUGCAACGUCCACUGAGACCCUUCACCUUAACACCUUUGGUGAAAACGCUUAUCGUAAACAAAAAUGUCAAGUUGUUACUUUCCCACUAAGAAGCAAUAAAGAUGAGUACUUGGAGAUUUCAGCGCUUAAUUUUCCAGUCAUUUGUUCGCCACAUCCUAAGACAAUAGACGUCACCAAAUAUCCACAUUUGAUAGAUUUAGAUCUAGCAGACCGUUCUGCGAUCGACCUAGACUAUAUUGACAUUCUCAAUGGCUCAGAUUAUUACUGCGACAUUGUAACGGGAGAAUCAAUCCGCGGUGAAUUUGUUCCCACAGCCAUCAACAGCAAGUUUGGUUGGCUUCUGUCAGGUCCUGCCGAAGAGCAACAUGUCCAUGAAAUUUCCAAUGUCGUCUCGAAUCUUAUCAUCUCUGGUAAACCAUUGUAAAACGAAACGAAUGAAGCUGACGAGAUCACGAAUAUGCUGAAAAUGUUCUGGGAAACCGAAAGCAUCGGAAUCACAGACGACAUCGAAUUCGCAACUCAUAUGCUACUUAAAGCUAAGCGAA
This is a messenger RNA of Stylophora pistillata, 2029 nucleotides long. RefSeq lists its product as uncharacterized. Lineage: Eukaryota; Metazoa; Cnidaria; Anthozoa; Scleractinia; Pocilloporidae. The record is from RefSeq and is a predicted model, not a curated record.